Molecule: messenger RNA, 3389 nt
Organism: Coregonus clupeaformis (lake whitefish)
Lineage: Eukaryota; Metazoa; Chordata; Actinopteri; Salmoniformes; Salmonidae
Product: transcription factor E3-like
Exons: 10
Coding region: 962-2359 (465 amino acids)
Biological process (GO): regulation of transcription by RNA polymerase II
Cellular component (GO): nucleus
Molecular function (GO): protein dimerization activity; DNA-binding transcription factor activity, RNA polymerase II-specific; RNA polymerase II cis-regulatory region sequence-specific DNA binding
Source: RefSeq, a predicted model, not a curated record
UAAAAAUCUUUGACUCUAGUCUCCAUUUGGUAGGAUUUCGCUAAGGCUAGGCUAUUUGGAUGAGAACAUGUUAUAAUGUUUAAUCUGCCGCGGUGUCUAAUAACAGUAAUAUUGAUGCAAUGUUUCCCCUGCCUACUGUGCUGUUACAAUGUUUACACUACACUGUUCUCCCGUCCACACUACUGUUAGGCUCCAAUACUACACUGUUCUCCCGUCCACACUACUGUUAGGCUCCAAUACUACACUGUUCUCCCGUCCACACUACUGUUAGGCUCCAAUACUACACUGUUUCAUUUGACAGAAAGGUUGUGCGCGACUACUCCAGGUAGUAAUGGGUUUAGUUCACAAGCUUCCUAUUUUUAGCAACUCUACGGAUGCCUCUCUCUCUCUCUCUCUCUCUCUCUGGCUGUAGCCUGAGCAACUAACACGACGUAACAAGGCAAUUUCUUAGGAUACAAAGGCCAUUCUUACAUUUUAUUGUCAAACGGUCGUUUGAUCGCUGAGGCAAAACAAAUUUUUUUAUGGACCCUAGUUGAAUGUUGAUGAGGUUUUAUAUAAAUGAUCUCGGUUUAACCGGUGAGCGGAGAAGUAGGCUACGUCCUCCUCUUUAUGAUGACAACAUGGCUUCCUAUUCUACAACAUUUUUGACAAACUCAAUCGCGUUUUUCUAUUCGUCAUUGAUUUAUGCAUAAACCUAAUUGUGAGACUGGAAUAUUUUCCCACCAAUUUAUGGAAUUCCAUUGCUCGGUUUCAGUUAUUUUUCUCCCGAAGGCAACGGGACUAUUUAUUCAUUUAUUGUGUGGAGCCUCUCCUGCCUGAGUCGGGGAUAGUAGCAGAUAUCGAGGUGGAGAGCGUCCUCCCGUCAGAGUCUGAUACCUUCUACCAGCUGAAGAGCCAGCCCAUCACCCUGAGCGUGUCCCAGCCCCCAUCUGACACGGCGUCUCCCUCCUCCGGCCCAGUGAUGACGUCCCGGGUGUUGAUGAGGCAGGAGCUGAUGCGCCAGCAGGCCAGGGACCAGGAGAGGAGAGAGGCCCAGCAGCAGGUCUCCUCAGCCCAGCUACGCACCGCCGACUCCUCCCCAGCCAUCUCCAUGGCCCCAGCGCACGCCGGGGCCAGACCUCCCCCUGCUCAGGUCCCUGUGGAGGUCCUCAAGGUUCAGACCCACCUGGAGAACCCCACUAAGUACCACAUCCAGGCCUCUCAGAGACAGCAGGUGAAACACUACCUCUCCUCCACCCUGGGGAACAAACUGACCAAUCAGACACUGGGCGCCUCCCCCUCGCCUCAGUCCGGAUCCGCCCCUUCUCUCCAGCCUGCAGCCAGCAGCACUCCCAGCAGCCCACUGGCUGUGCUCAGCCUGAGCGCCAACAAGGAGGAGAUGGAAGAUGUGAUCGAUGACAUCAUCAGUCUUGAAUCCAGUCUCAACGAUGAGUUCUUUACGUUGAUCGACUCUGGCCUACAUCUAGCCAACACGCUGCCAGUGUCAGGGAACAUGCUGGAUGUGUACAGCAGUGGAGGGAUGGUUGCUCCUACCAUCGCCGUCUCAAACUCCUGUCCUGCUGACCUGCACAACGUCAAGACUGAGUUAACCGGUACUGAGGUGGAGGUUAAAGCUAUGACGAAGGAGCGACAGAAAAAGGACAACCAUAACCAGAUUGAGAGACGGAGGAGGUUCAACAUCAACGAUCGCAUCAAGGAACUGGGAGCUCUCAUCCCCAAAUCGAGUGACCCACCCCCCUGCUACGGAGACAGGGAGACGCGUUGGAACAAGGGAACCAUCCUGAAGGCGUCUGUGGACUACAUCAGGAGGCUGCAGAAGGAGCAGCAGAGAGCCAAGGAGAUGGAGACCAGACAGCGGAAACUGGAGCACAGCAACCGUAACCUACUGCUACGUAUACAGGAGCUUGAGCUGCAGGCCCGCCUCCACGGCCUCUCCACCCCCGCCUCCUCCUCCCAGGGCAGCUCCUCCUCACACCUAAGCCUAUCACAGUCCCUGGACCCCAGCACGGGCGACGCCCUCUCCAGGACCCUCCUCUCCCUGAGUGGUGGCCCAGGCCUCCAGGCCGCCUCCCCCUCCUUCCUGUCUCCACCCCCCUCGGCCUCCCCGGUUGGUCUGAUGACCAUGGCCAGCCCUCUGGAUCUGGACUCUCUGAGCUUCUCUGAGCUGGACGACCCGUCGGCCGCAGCCUUCCACGCCUCCCUGCUGCCGGACAUGGGUCUGGGGGACAUCCUGAUGGACGAUAGGGGGGUGGGGAUGUCCUCUGUUGGGGGCAGAGACCCGCUGCUCUCCUCCGUCUCCCCAGGAGCCUCCAAGACAUCUAGUCGCAGGAGCAGCUUCAGCAUGGAGGAAGACCUGUGACUGGGCUCAGUCCCAAACCAACCCCUAGACCCUACACCCUACACCCUACACCCUAGCCCCUACACUGCUAGGCAGGAACAGAUUCAGCAUGGAGGAAGACCUGUGACUGGGCUCAGUCCCAAACCGACUCCUAGACCCUACACCCUAGACUAAACCCUACACCCUUAGAAACUUAAUGUAGAUCUGAGAGAAUUGGAAAGGAGUAAUCAUGGCAAAACAUUCCAGCCAGCAGAAUCAUACCAGAGUGCUUAUAUCAAUCCUCCGUCCUUUCAGAUUUACAGGAGUGCCUAGGGAGUCCAUUUGGGAUUCAGCAGGAGAGACAGAAGGCUCUAAACUAGGGAGUCCAUUUGGGAUUCAGCAGGAGAGACAGAAGGCUCUAAACUAGGGAGUCCAUUUGGGAUUCAGCAGGAGAGACAGAAGGCUCUAAACUAGGGAGUCCAUUUGGGAUUCAGCAGGAGAGACAGAAGGCUCUAAACUAGGGAGUCCAUUUGGGAUUCAGCAGGAGAGACAGAAGGCUCUAAACUAGGGAGUCCAUUUGGGAUUCAGCAGGAGAGACUGAAGGCUCUAAACUUUCCAGAGGACUGCAGACUGGCGGUGGGGCCUCCACCCACCCUGCAUGGCCCAGUCCUUCCAUCCCAACAGGAGGGUUUACUGCCUAUUGUCUUCUGGUUCUAGGAAUCUUCCAACCCGGGAUUUCUGAGAAAAAAAACGUGGGUAUUUGGAAAGUUAAAGGAAUUUUGCAACCCUAGUCUUAGUUUAGACUAGAAUGUCUAGAAAGAAUUCCUGACCCCUUAUGGUGAUGAUGCAAUCCAUUUUUAUCUCCAUGCUUGUAAUGGAAUAUAGAAUACAUCUAUGGAGUUGAGCUGUUCUAUAGCAUUAAAAGGAUAGAUACACCUUACAUAGAUAUUAACCUAUUAGUAUGUCUGGUUGUUAUUGGCUAGUUCUGUGAAUAGCAAUGAGGAUGGAGGUAGAUAUGUAUAGGGGUAAGGGGACAGGGAUACUGGAGUGAUGGAGGUAGAUAUGUAUAGGG